AUGGCUUCCUUGUCACGCUCAUUUGCGUCUGCCAUUGCUAAUCGCUCUUACACAAACGCACCUGCCUCUGCAACUGCAUUAAAGAGAGUUUUCGCUCUCUCAUCCAGCAAUUCCGAAGAUGAACAACAUGCACCUCACAGCAGCCAACCCUUGUUCAACUCUUCUGUCAAGCAAAGAUCUGCUAGUGGAUUAGUCAACAAGACCAACGUCAAUGUUGGACCCAUUAACGAUUUUCAAUUACGUCUCAACCACACCACCUCUAUUCCCGAUUUCUCCAAGUACAAAAAGGUAAAGAACAGUGGUGAGGCCAGCCGUGCUUUCACCUACAUGAUGAUCGGUACCACUGGCUUGAUUUCAGCUGCUGGUGCUCAAGCUACUGUCACUGAUUUCUUGGCCAACAUGUCUGCAUCUGCUGAUGUUUUGGCUUUGGCCAAGGCCGAAGUAGAUAUGGCCUCCAUUCCCGAGGGAAAGAACGUUACCAUCAAGUGGAGAGGAAAGCCUGUUUUCAUCCGUCAUCGUACUCAAUCAGAAAUUGCUGAAGCUAACGAAGUCAAUGUUCAAGAGCUCCGUGAUCCUCAACAAGAUGCUGAAAGAGUGAAGGAUCCUAGCUGGCUUGUCAUGUUGGGUGUUUGUACCCAUUUGGGUUGUGUACCCAUUGGUGAAGCUGGUGAUUAUGGAGGAUGGUAUUGUCCUUGUCACGGUUCCCAUUAUGAUAUCUCAGGUCGUAUUCGUAAGGGUCCUGCUCCUCUCAACCUCGAAAUCCCUGAAUACAGUUUCUCGGAUGAUAAGCUUAUUAUUGGUUAG
Mucor velutinosus is the source of this 804-nucleotide messenger RNA. RefSeq lists its product as uncharacterized. Gene Ontology annotation, biological process: mitochondrial electron transport, ubiquinol to cytochrome c. NCBI's taxonomy places the organism in Eukaryota, Fungi, Mucoromycota, Mucoromycetes, Mucorales, Mucoraceae. The coding region runs from base 1 to 804 and encodes 267 amino acids. Gene Ontology annotation, cellular component: membrane. The transcript is spliced from 3 exons. Gene Ontology annotation, molecular function: quinol-cytochrome-c reductase activity; 2 iron, 2 sulfur cluster binding. The record is from RefSeq and is a predicted model, not a curated record.